Clunio marinus is the source of this 2695-nucleotide messenger RNA. NCBI's taxonomy places the organism in Eukaryota, Metazoa, Arthropoda, Insecta, Diptera, Chironomidae. The record is from the annotation of a GenBank genome assembly.
GAAGAAUUCGAGGGAUAUGCAAGUAUACUUUUGCCACUUUGAUAUUUUCUCAUGUAUAUUAUUUUGAUUGAAAAUAACAGCAAAUAAAAUCAAGUGAAACUAAGUCUAAAUGGGUGCCGAAAGUUCCCAGAUGAAAAAUGUAUCCAUUAGCGAAAAACAGUUAGCUGAAAAGCUCAGAAACGAUCUACUGCUUUAUGAUGCGAGAUUAAAUAAUUCAAAACAAAAAGUAUCAGUGUUUGAGGAUUCAUUCAGUUCCAAAGAUAAUCCCUUCAAAGAGUACACUUUAGAUAGACCAUUGUCGAAAGCAAUCAAAAACCUCAAGAUAUAUCGCCAUCCUUACUCAAUAUUAAAGUUCCUUGGAUCAUCAUCCGACAAGAUGUUAGUGACAGAAUUUGUAAUCGGAAGCUUAGAAAAAAAUCUUAAAAAGCAAUCCGAAAUACAAAUAUGUUUAGGACUGAAAAACAUCCUUAAUGCUCUCAUCUUUCUUGUCGAAUCAGCGAAAGUGCGGCACUUGAAUGUCUCUUUGGAAUCAAUAUUUGUUACAGAAAAUGGAACCUGGAAACUGAAUGGAAUGGAGCACGUUUUCAAAAGUUCUGAUAUUUCAAAAGAACUUCUUCAACGAUCCCGCUCAUUUCGUAAUCAUCAAGCACAUAGUGCUGAUGAAGACGAUGGAACUGGAUUGGAACAGUUUGCUUUUGCAACUCUUUGUGAAAAUCUUAUAAACAAAGACAGUAAUAUUCCUUUUGUUCAAGAUUUUCUCACAUAUUGUCAAACACAUUUGAAACAUAAGAAUCCCUCAAUGCGGCCACUUCUGUCAGCAAUUCAGCUACACAAUUAUUUCACUCAUGAUUUUGUGAUAAUUCACGGAUUUUUAUCAGAACUUGCAUUAAAAACACAACCAGCGAAACAAGAAUUCUUCAAGAUUUUAUAUGAGAAACUCAAGCAAUUUGAUGAAAGUGCCAUUGGUCCGUUGAGCGAGCUUCUUCUUUCAAGACUUGUCUUGUUGGAAACAUCAGCGCAAUUUUACUUUCUUCCAUAUCUUCUGAAGCCUCAAAAUCUUGAAGAUGACGAAGAGACAUCGGUCGAUGAUGGAUUGUUUUCAACACCAGGUUUUGUUAAAUUCAUCGUUCCCAAACUCAAACAAGUUUUCUGUGUGCUUGAUGUUCAAAUUCGAUUAAUUCUGUUAGAACAUUUCCAUCUUUAUGUGAACACUUUUACAAGGGAAGAACUUAUCGAUGAGAUUUUACCUCAACUUUUGCUUGGAAUUAAAGAUACAAACGAUCUUCUUGUGACAAAGACACUUUUAUGUCUCGCUGAUCUCAUUCCAAUACUUGGAGCAUCACAAGUUAUUGGUAAGAAUCGAAGGAAAUUAUUUGCUGACGGACGACCGCAACAAACUGAGAUUUGGAAUGUCGAUCAGCCACGUUCGAUAACUCCAGUUUUAAAUGCCUCGAUGGAUAUUUUUCUGUCUUCAAGCCCUGUUGAUAACAUCGACAUCAGUGAAUGUUCGACAAAGGAGCCAACAAAAAUUCUCGUUAAUGGAACACUUCCGGCAAUAAUCAACAAAGUUACAUCACAAGAAACUUCAAAUGAAAAUGGCUUUGAAAAUGAGUGGAGUUGGGAUCAAGAAGAUGGAAAUGAAGAUGUUAAUAGCAAGUUAGAAACUGAACCGGUUGUGAUUAUCGAAGAAAUAUCAUCUACAACAUCAUUAACUAGUCCAAUUAAAGAAAAAAUCAUAACGCGCCCACAAGUUGCAGACAUCACAGAACUUGACAUUAAAAAUCGAAGAUUAACGAAACUCGAAGAGAAACAAAACGAAGUUGAUUUUUUUAGUGACUUUAACAUGGCACCGACAUUCCAGAAAACCGAACCAAUUGUUGCUGAAACAAACAUUGGAAUUCUUGAAACGAAGAAUGAAACUGCGAGUCGAUUACAAAUGACAGCCGAUACCACCGAGAAUGAUGGUUGGGACGAUGACGAUUGGAAUAGCGAUGAAAUCUUAUAAUACAUUUUUUUAUUCAUUUCCUUUAUUGUUGUUGUUUAUCAAUGUUUGUAUCAAUUCAGCUUAUAAAAUUAUUCGUCUUCCUUUCAUAGGAUGCAAUGUUUCUCUUUAUGUUUGUUUUUCAUUAUUUAAUUAAUGAAAAGGAAAGAAGUUGUCGACAUUAUUGUGUCAACAAAUUUAAGAUCAGUUGCAAUAUUUUCUUUAAUUAUUUUCAUGAUUUAUUGAUCUGGAAGAGAAGACACGAAAGACCUAAUUAAAGUCUUUCAGGCCAAUCCUUUAUGAUCAUCAAUAAGUAUGUGAAGCAUAACAUUUUAAUGUUAAAUUAUUUAAUCUUUAUAUUUUGUAGAUAAAACAAAAAUAAAAGAGAAAAAAUGGAAAUGUUUACCUAAACCUUAUCAGACUGUAUUGAAUAAAUUUUAAUAAAAAAAUUGUUUCCAUUAUCAAUAUCGCGAUAAGUCUUUUUUUUUCAGGGUUGUUCAAUGUCGUCAUUAUUAUUUAAAUUUAUUAACUGAGGCAAAUUGACUUUUAAGCUGAAUGUGAAUUUUUAUCAAGUGACUGUGAGUGUCAAAUGAUGUGAGAAUGUCACAUAACAACCCUGCUUUUAUUCAUAAAUGAUUAAAUAAAGCUUUAUUGUGCAUCAUGUUGUGUUAUUAUGUGUCACAAUUCACAUUAUUGCGCAAUUAAUAAAAGCCA